Molecule: messenger RNA, 556 nt
Organism: Racocetra persica
Lineage: Eukaryota; Fungi; Glomeromycota; Glomeromycetes; Diversisporales; Gigasporaceae
Source: the annotation of a GenBank genome assembly
AUGUUUUUAUGUCAAUUUGCUUUUAGUCUUCCUAUACAUGAAAAACCUACCAGAGAGUUAAUCACACAACCCACAGAUGAGACUACGGUCAUGUUCACCAAAUACAUCAAAGUUAAUGACAAGUCUUUAGACAUCUAUACGAACAACGUAGAUUAUUCCAGUCUUAAAAUGCUUGAACUUAACUCUCCUGAUAUUCAAAUACCUGAACUUGACUUUCCUGUUGUUCGACUACCCAUACUUAACUUUCCUGUUCUUCAAAUGCCUAUACUUAACUUUCCUGUUAUUCAAAUGCCUUUACUUAAUUUUUCUGAUACUCAAAUACCUGAAUUUAACUUUUCUGACGCUGGAUCUUUCAUUGGUUCAUUUUCAGCAACAACAAUUGAAACAUGUUUGUUAUUCAUUCUAGGAUUUUUAAGAAUUCAGGUUCCAUAUAUUCACGAUAGAAGGAGGAUGAGAAAUUUUGAAAGAGAACCAUGGAUACUAGAUACAGAAGCAGCAGGUGAAAAAGGUACGAUAGUGGAAGUAGGAGAAGUAGGAAAAGGACCGGUAGAGAAAG